AGGUUGGCGCGGGUGGCUUCUGAGCUGCCCUCCGGUGCUUGUUUUGUUUCCGAACCUUCCGCUUUCCUCCGAGUGGCCUCGCGUCCGGCUCUCGGCCCCUGCUUCCCGCUUCAUUUUGGUUCCUGUCUCCAGUCCAGCUUAUGAAGCUUCCCUGUUCUCGCUAGCCAGUCCCUAGCUCCUGCAUCUUCGCUUCGAGUCUCCCGGAGGCAUCAUGGCAGUCAAGUGGACUGGCGGACAUUCUUCUCCUAUCCUCUGUCUGAACGCAAGUAAAGAUGGGCUAGUGGCUUCAGGAGCAGAAGGUGGCGAUCUCGUGGCCUGGAGUGAAGAUGGAUCUCCAUUAGGACACAUGCAGUUUCAAGGGGCUGAUGACAUUACCAGUGUCUUAUUUUCUCCCUCCUGCCCCACCAAGCUCUAUGCCGCCCAUGGCGAAACCAUCAGCAUUCUAGAUGUCAGGUCCCUGAAAGGUUCCUUGGACCAUUUUCAUGUGAAUGAAGAAGAAAUCAAUUGUCUUUCAUUGAAUGAAACUGAAAACCUGCUGGCUUCUGCUGACGACUCAGGAGCCAUCAAAAUCGUGGACUUGGAAAAGAAGAAGGUUAGCAGAUGUCUGAAGAGACAUUCCAAUAUCUGUUCGUCUGUAGCUUUUCGACCGCAGAGACCUCAGAGUCUGGUGUCAUGUGGCCUGGAUAUGCAGGUGAUACUAUGGAAUCUUCAGAAAGCCCGUCCACUCUGGAUUACAAAUUUACAGGAGGAUGAAACAGAAGAAAUGGAGGGCCUCCAAUCCCCUGGUCAGUUUUUAAACCCUGCUCUCGCCCAUUCUGUCUCUGUGGCAUCAUGUGGCAAUAUUUUUGGCUGUGGUGCAGAAGAUGGUAAGGUUCGAAUUUUCAGGAUUAUGGGAGUCAAGUGUGAGCAAGAACUGGGAUUCAAGGGCCACACGUUGGGGGUAUCUCAGGUCUGCUUUCUUCCAGAGUCCUAUUUGCUGCUUACUGGAGGGAAUGAUGGGAAGAUAAUGUUGUGGGACGUGAACAGUGAAAUGGAAAAAAAACAGAAGAGUCCCACAAAGUAUACCCACAGGAAGAAAACUAAAAGAGCGGCCUACCCCAAGCAGGGUGAACAUGCUAAUACUUCAGUAACAGAUGAGGAAGGAAAUGGAAAUUUUUUGCCAAAGCUAAACAUUGAACAUGGAGAAAAAGUGAACUGGCUCUUGGGUACAAAAAUUAAAGGACAGCAAGUUAUAUUAGUAGCUGAUCAAACUAGUUGUAUAUCAUUAUAUCCCUUAAGUGAAUUGUAAAUCCAAUAAAAACAUUUGAACUGUG
This is a messenger RNA of Jaculus jaculus (lesser Egyptian jerboa), 1313 nucleotides long. RefSeq names its product WD repeat domain 53 (gene Wdr53). The record is from RefSeq and is a predicted model, not a curated record. Lineage: Eukaryota; Metazoa; Chordata; Mammalia; Rodentia; Dipodidae. The coding region runs from base 212 to 1288 and encodes 358 amino acids. Gene Ontology annotation, molecular function: protein binding. The transcript has 3 exons.